GCUGCAAAAUAAGUGAGUAUCACUAUGAUCUGGAAAAGUUUCUCAUUAGCUGCCAAGCUGAUCACCUCAACUUCUUUGUGCUUUUUUUUAAUGGUGAUAUUUGUGGGGAUAGGACUGCUGGACACCACAAAAUGAAAUCAAGCUUUUAUUACUAAGGACUGGCAAGAAACUAUCAAGACUUUCAGCAACAGCGAGAUAUCUGAUGUACUUUGGACAGCUCUUUACAGCAUGGAAAUAGCAUGACUUGUUGCCAGAGGGAUGACUGAAAGUAUUGUUACUUUGGUGAAGAUUGACAUCAGUUUGCUAAAGAUGACCCUGUUGUGGCACAACUGCUGUGAUUAGUGGAAAGUCUGAGUCAGGACCAGUUCUCAGACACACAGAAGGCUGUGGUCAUGUCAAAUUCCCAACAACAGAGUUUAGAUGAGAAUGUUGUUUUCCUCCCGGUGGAUGAGUCCUCUCCAGAGUUCAUCUACUGUGAGAAGGAGCGUGAAGCAGUGGAGAGACUCCUGAACACAGGACCGGAGGCUUUCUACAGCUGCAUUGGCCCAGAACAGUCCAGCUGCUUCUUAUCUCCUGAGGAGGUCAGCCAGAUCUCCAGCUGGGCUCAGCAAUAUCAUUUUAACCCACCGCCAGUAGAAGAGGAGAAUGGUGUGGAAAACAGUUCAAAGAGUGAGGACUUCUGCUCCACUUACUUACCUGGUCACUCAGAUGUACCAGCCCCGGGCCUGGAGCUGGGCUGGCCAGAAAAACCCCACUGGUUGCUGAAAGCAAGCAUUGCAGUCCACGCCAGUCCUCCUACCGAGGGAGAGCCGCAAGUCCGGGAGAUCAUACGACGGCACUUGCAAGAGGCCAGACAAGUAAUUGCCAUUGUGACAGACAGGCUGACAGACCAUGUAGUAAUUGGGGAUUUACACAAUGCUGCCUCCCGUCAUGUUCCAGUCUACAUCAUCCUGAACCAAAGAUCCAUUCAGGAGAAUUUCACUCUCAACAGGCUGAGACAUCCGAACAUAAGGGUCCGAGUUCUUGGAGGGAAAACAUUUUGCUCAAGAAGUGGAAAGAUGAUGGUUGGGGAAAUGAAAGACAACUUCAUCCUGGUGGAUUCAGAGACAGUGAUUCAUGGAAGCUACAGCCUCACAUGGACAGACGCCCACCUGCAUCGGCAGCUGAUCACUGUUCUGAGAGGACCAGUUAUUGAAAUGUUUGACAGGGAGUUCAGGAUUCUUUUUGCUGCUUCGAUCCCAGCCCCUGAAACAUGGAGAGUCCCUGUUGUUACUCAUGCUAACAUACCUCAUCAGCUUCAAGACUUUUCACAUCUUAAGCUUCAAAAACAGGUCUUUGUUGAUCCUGAGAUCACCAGCCCUCCAUCGCCACCUACGAAUAUCCUCCUGGACUGGGAAUCAAUGGGUGUUGUUCAGAGAGACUGCCAUCUCCCUGGCAGUCCUCUUGAUCAACAUAAAGAAACUGUAGCUGAGGAAAUGCCACACUACAAUAACAAUACAGACAGAGACAUUAUGGGCAGAUUUACAUACAAAGAGCAUCAUUUUGGAGAUAAAAGAAGGAAAUGGGAAAACACAUCCCCAGUGACAGCCGGAGUAGUAGAUCAAUCAACAACUUACCACAACACAGAGCUAUUCUCUAUAAACCAAGAGAGAAUGAAAAGACUGGAAUCCACAAUAGAUAAAGCCAUUCACAGGCAGCUCUCUUUUGACAAAGACACUAAUUUACGUGACAGAACUAGAACAAGACUCCAGGAUAAAACUCCAGAUCUAACACACACCACAACGAAAACUCUGCUCUCAAGGAGGGAACCAGUUUUGGAGGAGAGUGCAAAGGAGAAAAACAGCUUUAAUGUGGACAUUACGCCAUCUUCUAGAAGGCCUGUAAUCUUGAGGGUGCCACAGAAUGAGAGCUUCAGCUCUCUGAGUGACAUCAUGAAGAGGAUUCGCCAGGGGACACCGAGCCUUUUCAGGAAAGAAUCCAGUUCUACAAUGUCAGACCGAACCCAGUCCAUGAUGGACCUGAGCGGACGCAGCAUGAGUAUGAAUCACAAUGAGAGAGGAGUCCCAGUGCCAAGGUUUCAAGCAAGUCUUGAGCCGGAUCAUAUGACACCAAAUUUAGCUCUCCUGAAGAAGAGGAAUGAAGACAUAAAAUCUUCUUUGUACAAAACCUUAAUGCCCAGAGACAGGCCUCGCAGCUCUAGUUAUGCUUUUAAUACAGACUGGAGGAGGUCACUAGCGGAGAGGGAAGGAAAGCUGGAAUGAUGAGGGAAGACGAACAUCUUCUGUCAUGAACGAAGGGCAGUGGGAGAUGUCAGCAGUGUCAAAAUAUAAUCCAAAACCAUAUACAAACUAAAACCAUUCAGAAUGUGUUUACAAAAAUGAUUCAUGUAAGAUACUGAAAUAUUAUUGUAAAUAAAUAAAAUACAUAUAUUAAACUGCAUUUAUAUAAGCAAGUUAUUACUUAGCAGGAAUGAUAUUAAUGUUGUCUCUGACUGUAUUGAAGCUUAAGCAACUGGGGGGAAAUGCACAGUUGUGUUUAAUUAAAAUCAUUUAA
This is a messenger RNA of Melanotaenia boesemani (Boeseman's rainbowfish), 2553 nucleotides long. RefSeq names its product family with sequence similarity 83 member E (gene sack1e). NCBI's taxonomy places the organism in Eukaryota, Metazoa, Chordata, Actinopteri, Atheriniformes, Melanotaeniidae. Gene Ontology annotation, biological process: epidermal growth factor receptor signaling pathway. Bases 393 to 2261 code for a protein of 622 amino acids. The transcript is spliced from 9 exons. The record is from RefSeq and is a predicted model, not a curated record.